AUGACGGUUUUGGUGUACUGUGCCUCGUCAGGAUACAUGACGGAUUGUGCAGUUGACAUUAAUAUUUGCAAUGGGAAGGACGAUAGCGGCCGGGAGAUGGAUGGAGGCAUAGCGAUCACAGCAGGUGCUGAUGAUGGGUGUGACGUUUACCGCCUCGCGACUGGAGUGGUCGCCUUCCUCGGGCCAGAAGCAAACGGGAGUGAAGAUGCUUUGAGACUUAUCGAAAAGGUCGGGAGCUAUGAGAUAUCUGCGCUCCGGAAGCAAGCCGGACGCGCCAAAUGCUCAGACCCACGGGACCGGAUUUAUGGGCUCCUUAGCCAGAUUUACGAGGACCAACGUGCGGAUAUUGUGCCGGACUAUACGAGGUGCGUGGCGGACAUUUACACAGAGACUGCCUGCGGCCAUAUACGAAGCUUGGGACGAGUGGACAUCUUCAUCCACUGUGAGCUCGGCGAGCAAUCAUCACCUCUUGGGCUUCCGAGCUGGGUGCCUGACUGGCCGACGCCUAUGGAAUCGGCGGAUAUAAAUGACAUGCCCACCGAGCUGUUCCAUGCCGGCCCUCCUGUUGCCCACAUGAACAGUACCAAGAUCGGGCCUGUUGGUGCCCGCAUUGCCCGGGUCGCCGUUGUUGUGCACCUCGACAAGUCGGCGACGGCGCUUCUGGGGAAUCUUGCUGUCGGACUUUGUGGGCUCAACAACUUUGCCGAAAAAUGGGUCCCGCCAGCAGCUCACGAGCCCGAAUACUUUAAGUGCUUGAGCAUGAUCGAGAUACUGACGAGUCCCGACAACCCAGAAGGGAGAUUGCCCAAAGUUCCCACCACGAGCUUCUGCCUGCGACUCUGCGGAGAGGCCUGCGCAUCUCAGGCCUUGUUUGUUACAAAGGAUGGGCACCUUGGCGCGGCGUUCAAGUCGGUGGUUGUAGGAGACUGGGUGGCUUCUUUGAUCGGUACUCGUGUACCAAUGGUGCUACGUCUCGUCGAUCAGGACUCGGAUGAUUACUACGUCGUCAUCGCAUGCUAUAUAGAAGGCAGGAUCCGCGGCGAAUCGCUCCUCGGGGAUCUGCCCGGGAAUUACUACGGAGUUAUGAGUUGUGGUAGGGGAUUGCGAGGCGCAACGGCAUUCAUGGACAUGGAGACCAGGACUAUACACCAGGACCCGAUGACUGAACCGUUCCUUCAGACUCUGCAGAAGCGAGGCUUCAUGAAAACCCCGUCGAUGGCGGAAUUGCAAAAGUCCGGAGCUUGGGACAUUCUGAGGAGGGCCGACCUUCCUAUCGAGACGUUCAAGUUGAUUUAA
This is a messenger RNA of Pyricularia grisea, 1296 nucleotides long. RefSeq lists its product as uncharacterized. Bases 1 to 1296 code for a protein of 431 amino acids. The record is from RefSeq and is a predicted model, not a curated record. The transcript has 4 exons. NCBI's taxonomy places the organism in Eukaryota, Fungi, Ascomycota, Sordariomycetes, Magnaporthales, Pyriculariaceae.